This is a messenger RNA of Neoarius graeffei (lesser salmon catfish), 1294 nucleotides long. RefSeq names its product gap junction protein beta 1b (gene gjb1b). The record is from RefSeq and is a predicted model, not a curated record. The transcript has 2 exons. Gene Ontology annotation, cellular component: connexin complex. Gene Ontology annotation, biological process: cell communication. NCBI's taxonomy places the organism in Eukaryota, Metazoa, Chordata, Actinopteri, Siluriformes, Ariidae. Bases 92 to 919 code for a protein of 275 amino acids.
AAUGUCAAGACUGCACCUGAUGGUUGAUAUUUUUGGACCUGGCAAGGCUUAUGCUGCUUACACCACAGGCUGAGCUGACCUGGAAUCAAAAAUGAAUUGGGCGUCUUUUUACGCCGUAAUCAGCGGUGUAAAUAGACAUUCGACAGGCAUUGGCCGCAUCUGGCUCUCUGUCAUCUUCAUCUUUCGCAUUCUGGUUUUGGUAGUGGCUGCUGAAAGUGUGUGGGGUGAUGAGAAGUCUGGCUUCACCUGCAACACCCAGCAGCCUGGUUGCAACAGUGUGUGUUAUGACCAGUUCUUCCCAAUCUCUCAUAUCCGUCUCUGGGCCCUGCAACUGAUUCUUGUCUCAACGCCAGCACUACUGGUAGCUAUGCAUGUUGCUCAUCGUCGGCACAUCGACAAAAAGAUCCUCAAAUUAUCAGGACGAGGUGGCACUAAGGAGUUUGAACAAUUAAAGAAUCAGAAAUUCAAGAUUACUGGUGCACUUUGGUGGACGUAUAUGAUAAGCAUAAUUUUUCGCAUAAUUUUUGAGGUGACAUUCUUGUACAUAUUUUAUGUAAUCUACCCUGAUUUCAAAAUGGUCCGUCUUGUUAAGUGUGAUUCUUAUCCCUGCCCUAACACAGUGGACUGCUUUGUUUCUCGUCCAACAGAGAAGACCAUCUUUACGGUCUUCAUGCUGGUGGUCUCUGGGGUUUGUGUUUUGCUAAACAUCGCAGAGGUGCUGUAUUUGAUAGGUAGAGCAUGUGCCCGCUACUUGCAGAAACCGGAAGGAGAUGCACAAGGACCUUGGAUCACUCAAAUGCUGUCCCCCUACAAGCAAAAUGAAAUCAAUCAGCUCAUAUCAGAGCAUUCAUUUAAGCCCAGAUUGAAUUUGGCCAGAAAGAGCCCUGCUGACAAGGGGGAGAGAUGUUCUGCCUUUUAGCUGCUGCCUUUUAGCUGCUACCAUGUGAGGUUUCACUAAUCAUUGGUAACUAACUUGGAGUUUCAGUAAUCAUCACCAGUGUCAUCUUUAUUAAUUUAUUGCAUUAAUGUUAAAUUAUACAAACAUGUUUGAUUUUUGCACUUUUCAAUGAGAAGCAAUUAAAAAAUGACAAUGGUGAAGAGCAACAUCUAGAUAUAUUUUCUGAAGCCUUGGUUGAAGAAUGUGAAGGUUCAGGUAAAAGAAGAAGAAACAGCCUAAUAUUGAUACAAUUGUUGUCUUCCCGAGGAUAUUUUUUAGUUUUUCUUUUGGAAGACUCAAUAAUAUGUUACAGUUAAUAUGUAAAAAAAACCCACUCAUAUUUAAUGUGAUGUUAAA